ACCCGUAAGGAUUAACUCCGACAAAAACAAAAAUGGCAUCAGUCGUUGCACUCUCAUCUCUCCAAAUCCAAAACCUCAUCUUCUCAAAACCUUCAUUUUCUCUUCUCAAACCUCUCCGUACAGUCCCUCGCAUAUCUUGUUCUAUCUCCUCUUCCUCUUCUUCUCUAGAAUUCAACAUUUCUUUCGCCCCUCCAAAACCCAAACCGAAACCACCGCCCCAUAUAGACUUUCCCAACCAAAACGACGAAGUUCUAUCCGACGCUUUUGGUGCCACUGGUCAAAUCUACAUUCCCUGGAUUGUCCGCGGCGAUGAUGGCAAUCUUAAACUCCAGUCUCACCCCCCAAAGCGUCUCAUCCAUGCUCUCGCCGAUGCUAAAACACAAAAUGCUAAGAAGAAAAAGAAAAGUAAGGAGAAUGUGAAGAAGGAGCUUGCUGCCAAUGGAAAUUCCAACGCUCCGGCAGAUCGGAAUCUUUCCAAAGCUGCUCGGAGAUUUUACAAUGAGAAUUUCAGGGAGCCACCGCAGCGUCUUAGUAAGGUUCUUGCUGCAGCUGGAGUGGCAUCAAGAAGGAAUAGCGAAGAGUUAAUUUUUGAAGGCAAAGUGACUGUUAACGGUUCUGUUUGCAAUACUCCUCAAACUCGAGUUGAUCCUGCUAGGGAUAUCAUUUAUGUCGAUGGAAAUCGACUUCCUAAGAAAUUGCCUCCAAAAGUGUAUUUUGCUCUUAACAAGCCAAAAGGGUACAUUUGUUCCUCUGGGGAGAAAGAAUCUAAGUCUGUGAUCAGCCUGUUUGAUGACUAUUUCAAGGGUUGGGAAAGAAGAAAUUCAGGAUUGCCUAAACCUCGACUUUUUACUGUUGGUCGCCUUGAUGUUGCCACAUCUGGAUUGAUUAUUGUGACCAAUGAUGGAGAUUUUGCUCAAGCACUUGCACAUCCUUCAUUUAAACUAUCGAAGGAAUACAUUGCAACAGUAGAGGGUGAGGUAAACAAACGGCAUUUGAUAACCAUCAGCGAAGGAACAAUUGUUGAGGGUGUACACUGCACUCCAGAUUCUGUGGAGUUACUACCACGGCAGCCCGAUAUUUCAAGACGUCGUCUUCGUAUAGUGGUUCAUGAAGGGAGGAAUCAUGAAGUUCGAGAACUAGUUAAGAAUGCUGGACUAGAGGUUUAUUCAUUGAAGCGUGUGCGAAUUGGUGGUUAUAGACUUCCAUCAGAUCUUGGGAUUGGGAAGCAUGUUGAACUAAAAAAAAAUGACCUGAAGACAAUGGGUUGGAAGGGUUGAAAUUAGUUGCUGCCUGGUUGCUAGAAUAGAAGCUCUUUCUCGCUGACAGCAAGUUCAAUCUGCUACUCAACUUUAUGACCAAGAAUUGUUAAGUCACAUGCCCCCUGUUGCAUGAAGGUGACAAUUCAUUAUUUUGUGGGUUAAGCUGCCUUCCCAUUACACAGCAUGUCACACGGCCAGUAAAACUAGGCAAGCUGUAGCUAGAGGCCAAAACACUUAGGCAGUUGUUAAUGAUGCAAAUAUGUUGGUUUAACCUUCAAAUUUUUUUAUUCUGAGUAUCUACGUGCACAAUGGAAAUGCAAAUGCAAACAUCGCCAUAUUGGUGAUUAAUUCAUAGACUCAAAAAGUUGAGAGAACCGAAGUUAAAUUGAGGAUUCACAAAUGCUGUUGUAAUGACACUCAUCACUGAGAAUAUAUACAUGUAUAUAGGCAUUUAUAUACUUUUUGGGGUGUCAA
This is a messenger RNA of Jatropha curcas, 1733 nucleotides long. It is a transcript of the gene SVR1, whose product is annotated as pseudouridine synthase family protein. Gene Ontology annotation, biological process: maturation of SSU-rRNA from tetracistronic rRNA transcript (SSU-rRNA, LSU-rRNA, 4.5S-rRNA, 5S-rRNA); maturation of LSU-rRNA from tetracistronic rRNA transcript (SSU-rRNA, LSU-rRNA, 4.5S-rRNA, 5S-rRNA); plastid translation. Gene Ontology annotation, cellular component: chloroplast. Gene Ontology annotation, molecular function: RNA binding; pseudouridine synthase activity. NCBI's taxonomy places the organism in Eukaryota, Viridiplantae, Streptophyta, Magnoliopsida, Malpighiales, Euphorbiaceae. The record is from RefSeq and is a predicted model, not a curated record.